This is a messenger RNA of Aspergillus thermomutatus, 1827 nucleotides long. Its product is annotated as GMC family oxidoreductase. The transcript has 7 exons. Bases 1 to 1827 code for a protein of 608 amino acids. NCBI's taxonomy places the organism in Eukaryota, Fungi, Ascomycota, Eurotiomycetes, Eurotiales, Aspergillaceae. Gene Ontology annotation, molecular function: oxidoreductase activity, acting on CH-OH group of donors; flavin adenine dinucleotide binding. Gene Ontology annotation, biological process: secondary metabolite biosynthetic process. The record is from RefSeq and is a predicted model, not a curated record.
AUGUUCUGGCCUCUUUCGGUUGCACUGCUGCCUGCCCUGGCGCGCGCCUUUCUUCACGGCCACGCACGAAACAACACCUUUGACUAUGUGAUCGUCGGGGGAGGCACUGCGGGGAUUCCAGUAGGGACACGACUGGCCCAGGCGGGAUACCAGGUGGCCAUCGUCGAGGCUGGCGGCUGGUAUGAGGACUCGGAACCCAUCAUCUCAUCCACUCCAGCCUUUGGUUUCGCGAACAAUGCUGCCAACGAUUGGGGCUUCGUGGUCGAGCCCCAGCCCGGGAUGGGAGGAAGAGUCUUUGGCUAUCCUCGUGGGAAAUGCAUGGGAGGCUCCAGUGCACGCAAUGCGAUGAUCUACCAGAGAGCCCCUGUCGGCGCAUUCCAGCGAUGGGCCGACCAGGUCGGGGACCAAAGCUACGCAUGGUCUGAAUUCGAGCGGUAUUUCAAAAAGGGCACGAACUUCACAGCCCCGGAUCCAGAUCACCGAGCCCCCAACGCGACCCCGGGAUAUCAUCCAGGCGCGUUCUCGUCCGGCAGCGGUCCGCUGACGGUGACGUACGCCAACUGGGCGUCGCCGAUCUCCAGCUGGAUCCAACGGGCCAUGAGGGCCGUUGGGAUUGACGACGCGGGCGACUUCAACAGCGGUCAAAUCCUCGGUUCGCAGUAUUUCGCGCUCACCACCAUCCCGGAGACGCAGGAGCGCGCGUCCGCCGAAAACACAUAUCUGAGGGAGUUCCAGGAUCUCCCCAACCUGACCGUCUAUACAGAGACAUUGGCGAAGCGAAUCCUCUUCGACGACAGCAAGACCGCCACGGGGGUGGUGGUGGAGAUGGCGGGCGUCGAGCACACGCUCGCCGUCGACAAGGAGGUUAUCCUGUCGGCUGGGGCCUUCCAGUCCCCUCAACUGCUAAUGGUCUCCGGUGUCGGCCCGGCGAGUACGCUGGAGUCCCUCGAUAUCCCGAUCGUCCACGAUAGUCCGUACGUGGGACAGAACCUGGUCGAUCACGUCUGGUUUGGCGCGGCGUACCGCGUCGACGUCCCGACGUGGACCAAAUGGGCCAACGAUGCGUUCGACAUGCUUCGGCUCUACGUCGAGGAGUACCGCCAGCAUCGACAGGGCCCCUUGACUGCAAACGCGGGCGACUUUGGUGCUUUCGAAAAGGUCCCCGGUCAUCUCCGUGUGGCAUUUACUCCGGAAACCCUCCAGGACCUGGCAGAGUUCCCGGACGAUUGGCCGGAAGUGGAGUACAUCGUCUCGCCAAUGUACCUGGGCAACUUCAACGACCCGAUGGGCCGCCAGCCCAAAGACGGCUACCAGUACGCCUCCAUCAACGCGGCCCUCGUCGCCCCUGUCUCGCUGGGCAACGUCACCAUCCGGUCCGCCGACACCCACGAUCCGCCGGUCAUCCACACCAACACGCUGGGCUCUCGCACCGACCAGCAAGUCGCCAUCGCGGCCUUCAAGCGUCUGCGCGAGAUCUUCGAGGCGCCGGCGCUGGCGCCCGUCCGCGUCGGCGACGAGUAUUACCCGGGCAAACAUUCGGUUCGCACCGAUGCGGAGAUCUUGCGGUUCAUCCAGCAAGACGGCCUGGCUUUCUACCACGCCGGGUCUUCGUGCGCCAUGGGGGAUCCUCAUGCGGUGAACAGCACGGCGGUGGUGGACGGCAAGGCACGGGUGAUUGGCGUCAAUCGCGUGAGGGUUGUGGAUGCUGCGGCUUUGCCGUUCCUGCCUCCCAGUCAUAUCCAAAGUGCGAUCUAUGCCCUGGCCGAAAAGAUUGCCGAGGAGAUCAUCAACGAAGAAUCGGAUGAACCUACACGGGUGGAAUUGUAA